Messenger RNA from Cydia amplana, 1814 nucleotides. Its product is annotated as zinc finger protein ZFP2-like. The record is from RefSeq and is a predicted model, not a curated record. NCBI's taxonomy places the organism in Eukaryota, Metazoa, Arthropoda, Insecta, Lepidoptera, Tortricidae. Gene Ontology annotation, biological process: regulation of transcription by RNA polymerase II. Gene Ontology annotation, molecular function: RNA polymerase II transcription regulatory region sequence-specific DNA binding; DNA-binding transcription factor activity, RNA polymerase II-specific. The coding region runs from base 96 to 1814 and encodes 572 amino acids. The transcript is spliced from 13 exons. Gene Ontology annotation, cellular component: nucleus.
UGUCGAUGUUUUGGUGAUAAUAAAGCAUUUAUUUUUUAGUUUAGUUGUGAAAUGUAUUUAUUUAAAUUAACUAUUGUUCUCUGAAACUUAUUGCAAUGGAGCAAUCCGACAUGGGGUCAGCUCAGUAUUGUUUCGGGUGUUUGUGUGCGAAGGAUGAGAAGUCAAUUUACUGCCUAAAUUUACGAAACUCGGUUUUAAAAACAUUUAUACAGGCUGAAUGUCUAUUCCUUUGCUACCUCUGCAAGCGGGCCUCACAACAAGCAGAGCUGUUUAUACAAAAUGUCCAAAGUAACCAGAUUCUACUAGAGAAUAUACACAGUGUAGAAGAUUCAACUAUACACUCAGCCCGCACACAAUCCCGAGCACCGCACCAACUAUCCUCAAUGUCUCUAGGCAUUAUUGAGUUAGGAACGACUGAAUCAACGGAAGAGGAGUCCUAUUUUGUCUACGACCAGCGGGGGCCUAAAGUCAAGCAGGAGAUGAAGAAGGAGGGAGCAGCGUUUGAGGAUUACGAUGAUGUUGAUACUGAUUUCCAUGAGCCUUUUGUAAAAGAAGAAGACGAUUAUCCCCUAAAAGAGUUAUUGAAGGAAGAGGUAAUGAUGAUGGAAGUGAAUCUGAAGAGCCUUAAGAAAAGCCUUAGAAAGGACAAGUAUAAGAAAAGAAAAGAGAAAAAGGAUAUAGAAAUUAAAGAAGAAGUUGAAGAAAUUUCAUCCGAGAUAGAAAUAUUGUAUAUAACUAGAGAGCAAUGCUUUGAAGAACGCGAGCGCAUGGCGCUCGACCAGCGCUACCUGGCCUCCGCGUACAAGUGCACCGACUGUGUUAAAGGGUUCAGCUAUAAGGAGGGUCUUCACAAACAUCUACAGAAACAUAGCAAGAGCAAUGGCGAUUACGAAUGCGACGUGUGCAAGCAGAGAAUGAGUACAGAAGAGAAGCUACUGUGUCACAAGAAAUACCACGAAAGACGGUACCGCUGCCCCGUAUGCGGCCUGACUCGUGUUAGCCGACUAACAGUCAGAGACCACUACUCUGCUUUCCACACGUCUAGCCAGAUCAGGCAUUGUCCGCACUGUAAUAAAACCUUCAAACGGCAGGUGUCGCUGCGGAAACACGUCGCAAACGUGCACGGCGGUGCGCGAGUCACGUGCGCAUACUGUGCGAAGAGUUACGCGAGCAGGGACGGACUUAAGGCGCAUAUGAUUGUUCGGCAUCCAACAGAAGUGUCGGGGGCUGCGGUGACCAAAGCCCACGUCUGCCAGGAGUGCGGGAUGGCCUUCAGGGCUCCGUCGCAGCUGAAGAUACACAGCGCCAAGCACUCCCGCUCCAGGAAUUAUUACUGCGUCGAGUGCGACAAGAGUUUCAAAACGGCAUCAGUACUGAAUCAUCACUUUAAAACGGCUUCAUCUCACGUCAGCUAUACUGAAUUACCUUUUGCCUGUGAGCACUGCGACAAACGAUUCCCGAUCCGACGCGACCUAGAGCGACACACGAACCGUAUACAUCUCAACAUUAAACCAUUCCAGUGCGAUCGCUGUGAAAAGGCGUACGUGAACGCGUGGUCACUGAACGAGCACCGGCGACUGGUGCAUGAGGGGUUCAAGCGACCGCUGAAGUAUCCCUGUCUCAUAUGCAACAAGGUUUUCGACCGUAGCCAGAUCCUGAAAGCGCACACGCGCACGCACACGGGCGAGCGGCCCUACCACUGCACCCGCUGCCCCGCGCAGUUCGGCCAGCCCAGCAUACUCGGCACACACGUCAAACUCGUACACCUGAAACUGACUAGAGACGGCAGACCUAAAGCUUUAGCUACCAAAUAA